This is a messenger RNA of Tympanuchus pallidicinctus (lesser prairie-chicken), 2630 nucleotides long. RefSeq names its product claudin-8-like. The record is from RefSeq and is a predicted model, not a curated record. Lineage: Eukaryota; Metazoa; Chordata; Aves; Galliformes; Phasianidae. The transcript is spliced from 2 exons. Gene Ontology annotation, biological process: bicellular tight junction assembly; cell adhesion. Gene Ontology annotation, molecular function: structural molecule activity. Gene Ontology annotation, cellular component: plasma membrane; bicellular tight junction. Bases 480 to 1154 code for a protein of 224 amino acids.
UUCACUUAGUGCACCAGCACACACAGCCUCUGCCUGCAGAGUCCAUUUCCUUGGCUCUGACAAACUUGCAGACAACAUCUAGAGUGAAGAGUAGUGUUCUUUUUUUUUUUUUUUAAUUUACAAAUAAGCAACUUCAAUGCAAAUGUACCUAUCCCAGAAGGUGCAUUUAUCCUAAGUGGCUCCUGCUGGUUUACACACACCUCAUCCUGACUCUUGCUUAGGAAAGCUGUUCCACUUGAUUGCUCGGUUUGCCUCUUUGAGUCAGUGGUGGCAGGGGAAUUAUAAAGACGACGAAGGUGCAGCCAAGUCCCUCACAGCGCGUGCCAGAUUCAAGCUGAUUUAAGGCUGUACAGCCUGACUCUGGAACUUUCUUCACACAAAGGACAGCUACUUUUGGACAGUUUCUAUUUUAUUUUAUUUUAUUUUAUUUUUUUCAUCUCAGGAAACCUGCUGAGAGGUACACACCUUGCAAAGGCAACAUGAUCAGUGGUGCGUUGCAGAUUGCUGGGCUGCUCCUUGGUGGCCUCGGUAUGAUUGGGACAUUUGCAGUCACGGGCAUGCCUCAGUGGAGGGUGUCUGCCUUCAUCGAGAAUAACAUCAUCGUGUUUGAAACCAUUUGGGAAGGCCUGUGGAUGCACUGCAUCAGGCAAGCCAACAUCAGGAUGCAGUGCAAGGUCUACGACUCCGUGCUGGCCCUCUCGCCAGACCUGCAGGCAUCCAGGGGACUGAUGUGUGCUGGGUCAGUGCUCUCCUUCCUGGCUUUUCUGGUUGCCACUGUUGGAAUGAAGUGUACGCGGUGCUGGCAGAGCGGCUGGCCGACCAAAGGCUAUAUCCUCUUGGCAGCUGGGCUCCUCUUCAUCCUCUCGGGUACCACUGUGCUUGUUCCAAUCUGCUGGGUUGCCAAUACCAUCAUCAAGGAUUUCUACAACCCCGUGGUCAAUGUGGCACAGAAGAGGGAGCUUGGUGAGGCCCUCUACCUAGGCUGGGUGGCUGCUUUCUGCCUGUUGGCUGCUGGAGCCAUAUUCUGCUGCUUCUGUCGCUGCUGUGAGAAAACUGGGAGCUACAACUACUCUGUGCCUCCUCACCACCUGCCGCUCAACCAACACUUGCAUGGGACCACCGAAAGUGCCUACUCUAAGAGUCAGUACGUCUAGAUGCCUCCAGACUUUUCCUUGUUAUUACUUUUCUUUGAACAUUUUUUUUUAAGCAUUCAAUGCAUCUGGAUGGAUUUCAAUGAAAGCUGCCUUUGCCUCCUGUUCUGUAAAUGCUGCUGUGGUCGAUGCAUUUUGGAGAAACCCCCAGUGGUCUCUGCUCCGGCAUGGGACAGUUGUACCAUAUGGGAAGGUGACUGUUUAAUGCUAUCUCAUAUUCAUUUGGAAUAGCUUUGGGGUUGUGUGGUUUUGCUUUGGGUUGCAUUUUAUGUGUAAAAUAAAAAUGAAAGUUCCAUGGUGAUAUGAAAUACUGCCCUAAUGCAAAGAAAAGGGGAGCUGAGCAGAUAAUUCCACUUUUUUUCUUUCCUGGGAAAGAUGGGAUAACAGUGAAUAAGGACAAGAUAACAAUGGUUUAAAAGAAAAGUGUUCGCUAACAGAUUGAUUUACUGUGGGUUUGAUGGAGAGUUUCAUGAGGAAUUUAUUUAUCAGAGGAAGGUAAGCUGAAAUCCAUGAAAAAUACCCCUUAUUUCAGAGAACGAAUAUAGCCCUAUAUUCAUUCUAAAUACCAUCAUUUUGGUGAAAGUUACUAUUUCUUUUGUAAUCCAUAAAGGUUGAACUCAUUCACAUCCUUCUCUUUAGAAGUGACAGUUUUCCCUUGCAAACUCCAUGUAACUCACAACAUUUUGCAAUAUUGCACAGGUCACAAGCACUGUGUUGGCUAGCUGCCACAGGAUGCUAUGAAAUAUAUGCCUUUAAAAAAUGAUCUUUUGGUUAGUCAAACCCAUAUUUUUGCUGAGAUCCACUUGUACCAGCAUGGUUUAUAGGCAAAAGAGCAUAAAAAGUGAUAAUAUUUUCUCAAAGUUGACACCAGAACAAGCUCAACAAUAUUUUUAAUAACAAGAUCAUGUACCCAUGAUAAAAAACAAUGUAAUGAAAUUAAAUCUACAGAAAAAUAAAUGUAGUUCCAUACAAAUUAAUUUAAUAAAUGACCCAAAUUAAUCAAUAGUGAUAAUAUUUUUAAUAGAAUCUUGUAACCCCAGGCCCAUGGAAAUUAAUAGCAUUUUGCCUUUGACUUUACUGAUGACACAAUUCAAUUUGUGGUGUUUAAUGAGAACAACAUUUUGCUCUCAAGUGUGAUUGACUAUUUUAAAUAUUUUGUAGAAAGUUUAUGAUGUGAUCUGUAAUUCUCUAGUAAAUUCCUUAGACUAUUACUACUUGAAAAUUCAGACUCAAAUUCUUCACUUCAUAAAAUGCAACUCUGAGCAAGCUAGAAAAAAUAAUCUGCACGCUACUCUAAAACUGUCUUUUUGUAGUGUUUAUAAGAUGCAUAUUAAGCUAUUCAGGGGAAAUUCAAGUUCGAUAUUAGGAACAAUUUCUUCUCAGCAAGAGCAGUGCUGCAGUGGCACAGGCUGCCCAGGGAGGUGGUGCAGUCACCGUCCCUGAGGUGUUCAGGAGCCGUGUGGAUGUGGCACUGAGGGA